Messenger RNA from Phycodurus eques (leafy seadragon), 2893 nucleotides. RefSeq names its product small integral membrane protein 36 (gene smim36). NCBI's taxonomy places the organism in Eukaryota, Metazoa, Chordata, Actinopteri, Syngnathiformes, Syngnathidae. The transcript is spliced from 2 exons. Bases 174 to 479 code for a protein of 101 amino acids. The record is from RefSeq and is a predicted model, not a curated record.
AGUGAGCAGCUUUAACCAUUGGUCGCCGACAUCGAAGGUCGGCUUAAUUCCCGUCCGGCUGUCGCCGCCCGCGCUCAUCAUCCCUCGCAUUUCAUCUCUGGCCGAACGCCGUCUCGCAGGGCCCCGGACGCCUCCCCCCCGCGGACCCUCGGGUCGCGCUAUGAAGCGUCGGCAUGGGUUUUAUGGAAUUCUACCUGGAGAUCGACCCGGUCACGCUCAACCUGAUCAUCCUGGUGGCCAGCUACGUCAUCCUGCUCCUGGUCUUCCUCAUCUCCUGCAUCCUGUACGACUGCCGGGGGAAGGACCCCACCAAGGAGUACGCCCCCGACAACGCCGCGCCGCCCCCCGGCCAGUCGCCCAUUCGCCUGGUGGUCAUGCAGAACUCGCCCGCCUCCGCCCGUUACGAGCCCGACCGCGCGGCCGAGCCGCAGACGCCCGACCCGAGCCGAGAUCGGGAGAAGAGGAGCACGCUGGUGUGAGGGGAACGAAAACCCAGAGCGGCCCCGGGACCCUCCCGUCAUUUUCCGCCGUCCCGCUUGGUGCGCAUUGAAGCGGGCUUUUGUCUCGCUCAGCCCGCUGGGAAAAAUAAAGACUACAACGCCCACAAUCCAAUUCAACUCUUCCCUAACCCCGCCCCCUCACUUUGGAGAUGGGUGGGCGGGGGGUCAUGUGACCUAUUUGUCACAGGAAGGAAGUCGGACGGCCUUGCUGAGUUCCUGCUGGCUUGUGAUGGACCAGGAAGUAACCCUAUUUGGACACCUUUCACCUAAUCAGCUCUUUGUUGUGAUGCUAGCCGAAUGCUAACGUAUGCUGUUAAUUGAGCUACCGUGUUGUUAAAAGUCUAUUGAUGGAAUAUUAAUUUUUUUUUAUGUGUUAUUUUUUGUUUGUACUUAUUUUUGACAGAACAUUGGUUUGAAAUGAGAAUGAGGGUUUAAAAAAAAGAUGUUUUGUCAUUUCAGAGUUAGAAAUGGCAAAACUAGCAACUGAAAGUUAGCCACGAGCUGCCAAUGAAAGCUUCAUAGCUGGCUAAGUUAGCCCAGCCAAUGAGAGUUGAGCUUGUGUUGGACCCGAGCAAGUGGACCAGGAAGUGACCAUAUUUGGACAUGUUUCAGGGCCUCAGCUGUUAGAUUUGAUGCUAGCCCAAUGCUAACAGUUGUAAUUAACAGAGCUAGCACAUUGUUAAGAUUUAUUGACAUCGUACUGAGUUUAAGUGAAGAUUAAGUGGAAAAAAAAUGCUGAAACAUUUUAGACAUUUAGCCAGAAAGUUACAAGUAACAUUCUAGCCAGAAAGCUAAAAGUAAGAUGUGUGAGUUAGCCACUACUAGUGAAGGUUUCUUGACAGAAUAUUGACUUUUAAUGAGGGUUAGGUGGGGGGGAAAAAAAACAGUUUUUCCAUUUUCGCUGGAAAGCUAAAACUAGCAUAGCAUUUCGCCAUGUUUCAGCACCUCAGCUGUUUGUUGUGAUGCUAUCCGAUGCUAACGUUCAAUAUUAAUUUAGCUAGUACGUUAAGGUUUGUUGACAGAAUAUUGGGUUUAAAUGAGGAUGAAAGAGGGGAAAACAGACAUUUUAGACAUCUUAGUUGGAAAGCUAAGCCUAGAAUGUCUGAAUAUUGGUCAUAAAUGAGGAAAGACCAUCUAGAAGUUAGCAGGAAAGAGCUAAAAGCAGCGCAUGUGAGUUAGCCACUCGCUGUUAUUGAAAGCUUCACAUUCGGUUGAACAGUUAACCAAACAAAACAAGCUUGAAAUUAAUAUUAAUCAAGUGUGUCUAACUUAUUUGAAGCUAAUCAAACAUUUCCCUACAUCAGUUUCUUGUCUACAGUCAACAUUGCUGUUUUUUCCCCAAACAAACAACACAAACUCUUCUUUUUUUCCCCCUGCUAUCAAAAGCGGCUUAAUCUGUGUAAAACAAGCUAAAAAAGUCCAUCCAUCCAUUUUUUUUACCACUUGAGCCUAUCCCAGUUAUCUGCGGGCGGCCUAACCCUAACCACCCUGAGCUGGUCGCCAGCCAAUCGCAGAGCACAUACAAACAAACAAGACAUUCGCACUCACAUUCACACCUACGGGCAAUUUAUCGGACUCAAUUUAGAGUCCUCAAUCAACCUAUGUUUUUGGAAUGUGGGAGGAAACCGGCGUGCCCGAAGAAAAGCCACGCAGGCACGGGGAGAACAUGCAAACUCCACACAGGCGGGGCCGGGGAUUGAACCCCGGUCCUCAGAACUGCGAGGCAGACGCUCUAACCAGUCUCCCCCCCCCCCCCGUGCCGGCAGCUAAAAAGUCAAAAGUUAAAAAAAGAUAAAAAGGGGAUAAGGUGGACAAGAGGCUAAAAAAAGGACAAAAGAAAGAUAAAAAGGAAGUUGUUUUUGCGCAACGACGGCGACGCCAAAUCCUCUUACGUAAAGCAACCCAGCGCGGCAUGUCAAUCAUCCAUCAGAGGAAUUGCACAAUUAUCCGCCUGCCUGUGUCCAUAUUCCAUGUUUGUGGAUUACAUUCUGCCUGCAAAGUAUUCGCAGCGCGUAUUAAAAUUGUGUUUGUGCUUUUUUUGUGCGUCCGGGGGCUUACGUAAAGCUUUGCUGGGCCACAAACACGCAAACCUCAGCAACGGUGGUGAUGAUGAUGAUGAUGAUGACGACGACGGCGCACGUAAUCCCGCCUCAGGACGCUUGAUUUCGUGUACUUUCUUUUAAUAUGAACUGUUUGAUUGUAUUUGUCAUGUUCGAUUGACACGGCAAAAUGAUGCAAAUCAAUUAAAGGCCCAUGAUGAUCACAAAAUACUUUGAUUAUUUUGGAAAUUAAUUUUACAUCUGAGCUUUAAUGUCAAGCGAGCUAUGCAUAGGAGAACACUAAAAUUCUAUUUAUUCAUCAUUGAACCAUUUAAUUUUAUUUGUUGACUUAAA